Molecule: messenger RNA, 791 nt
Organism: Rhipicephalus sanguineus (brown dog tick)
Lineage: Eukaryota; Metazoa; Arthropoda; Arachnida; Ixodida; Ixodidae
Exons: 5
Coding region: 100-660 (186 amino acids)
Source: RefSeq, a predicted model, not a curated record
AGAGCAAUAGACUGCGGACGUUGAAUGCCCCAGGCUUGAUUGGAAACUUUGAAUAUAUCUAUGCACCCAGUUUAGUGCAGAGCUACAUACUGCAGAACGAUGCGCAAGCAUGUUUUUGUUAUCACUCUUCUUCUUUUUGUGGUCGGUAAGACGAAUACAAACACAACGCGCAGCUGCUUCCCGAUACGUCGUCGGCAUGUCUACCGAAUCAAGCAGUUUAUGAACUGCCUAGAGCCGAUAUGGACGUACAGAACAUCCAAAUCAACUAGGAUCCGCUGCCAGUAUGACCAAAUGGUUACUAUAGAACCACUGACCGUUUUCUUCAACAGAACUAUUUUGAUCAGUAGGCAAAGGACUACCAUGCAACUGCGCGGCGACAUCGAUCCACGACACACAGAUAUGAUGGAUGUCCGUACCCUAGGUUUGCAAGCUCUAUUUCGUGAAACAUUGAUAUAUGAGGCUCCGGAUUCAUCCUGUGGUGUCCUGAAGAUCGGUCCAGUAGGACGAGAUGCAGCAUGCUAUUAUGAUCUCCGAUUGAAAAACUCUUCUAUCGAACGCAUCAUUGAUGGAAAGUGUUGGAGGCACUUUUACAGUGUCGCGCGUCAAGAAAUACAUGUUUACACUCCGCUAUGCCAACAUGAAGUUCAUGCACGCAAGUGAAUGAAUAAUAAACUGCGUAGACAAUUGUAUCGCCUCCACUAUACUAACAUUUCAGCUUACAAGCAACGGUACAGACAAUUGCUGUUGUUACGCUCAAGUGUCGUUCCCAACCAAUAAAUAAAGACAAGUAA